This is a messenger RNA of Lolium perenne, 2283 nucleotides long. Its product is annotated as TPR repeat-containing thioredoxin TTL4. Gene Ontology annotation, molecular function: protein binding. The record is from RefSeq and is a predicted model, not a curated record. Gene Ontology annotation, cellular component: cytoplasm. NCBI's taxonomy places the organism in Eukaryota, Viridiplantae, Streptophyta, Magnoliopsida, Poales, Poaceae.
CCCCAACUUCGCAACCUCGUCGUUCGCCACCCUCUCCUCCCUUCCUUCCUUACUUGGUCUGCCCCUGACCUGACCUGACCCAACCCUUCCUCCCCACCGCGCACGACGCCAAGAACCCAACCGCCGAAGCGGCCGCGAUCUUCUCCGCCGCCGCCAUGACGGAGUCGCCCCGCGCGCCGUCCGGCUGCGCGAUGUUCGGCAUGUUCCGCCGCCGCCGCUCCGCCUCCAUGUCUUCCCUCUCCCGGAUCAAUGGCCCUCCACAAGUCGCCGCCGAUAAGGACGUCGGGGCCUUGCCCGCGCCGGUGAAUUCGGCCAAGGCCGGCGCCCACGACGGUUCCUCCAUCGUGCCGCGCCCGAAGGUCAUGCCUUUGCACGCGCAGACGAACGGCGCCGCAGCGACCCACGCGCCGCGGCCGUCGAGCGACAAGACCAAGCCGGCCAGGGCGACGAACGGCGCGGCAAAGACGGCCGCGGCGGCGUCGCCCGCGGUGGAGUACACGGGCAUGGCGGCGGAGCUCGACAAGAUGAUCCACGACCACCAGCGGGUCAAGGGCACCACGCAGAUGAUGCGCGCCACGUCGGGCAACAUGAUGAUGCACCGCAACCUCGGCAACCUCAACGCCGCCGGGGGCGGGGGCGGGGGCGCGUCCGCGCGCAGCUCGCUGGAGCGCGGCGGCGGCAACAACCCCAAGCCGGCGCCGGCGAGCAACGGGUACGCGUUCUCCGGCCUGGGGAACAUCGUCGCCGGCAAGCCGCAAGGGGGCGGCGACCCGCUGUGCCGGGCGCUGUCGCACCGGACGGACCCGGAGAAGCUCAAGGAGCUGGGCAACGAGGAGUUCCGGGAGGGCCACUACGCGGAGGCGGUGGCGCUCUACGACCAGGCCAUCAUCAUGGACCCGACGCGGCCGGCGUACUGGGGCAACAAAGCCGCCGCCCUCGCCGCGCUCGGCAGGCUCAUCGAAGCCGUCGCCGACUGCAGGGAGGCCGUCCGGAUCGAUCCCUCCUACGCCCGCGCGCACCACCGACUCGGCGGAUUGUAUCUCAGAUUAGGGGAGCCAGACAAGGCCAUAAACUACAUGAAACAAUCGUCCAGGGACUCGACGAGCGCUGACGUCUCCCGCGCGCAGACGGUGAAGAGCCGCAUCGCCAAGUGCAACGACGCGCGCAAGCUCAAGGACUGGAUCACCGUGCUCCGGGAAUCCCAGGCCGCCUUCGCCGACGGCGCCGACUCCGCCCCGCAGGUAAUGGCGCUGCAAGCGGAGGCUAUGCUGAAGCUCCAGCGGCACGACGAGGCGGACGCGACGCUGCGCGGCGCGCCGAGGUUCGGCGUCGAUGAGUCGGCCAAGCUCUUCGGCACCACGGCGCACGCCUACGUGCUCAUGGUCCGGGCCCAGGUCGACAUGGCCGCGGGGAGGCUCGAGGAUGCGGUGGCGACGGCGCAGACGGCGUGCCAGCUGGACCCGGCUAGCCGGGAGGCGGCGGCCGUGCACCGGCACGCCAAGUUGGUGGCGUCGGCGCGGCUGCGCGGCAAUGACCUCUUCAGGGCAUCAAGGUUUGCGGAGGCGUGCGCUGCGUACGGCGAGGGUCUCGGCGGCGGUGGCGAGGCCGGCAGCGCCGUGCUGCUCUGCAACCGUGCAGCGUGCCACGCCAAGCUCGGACGGCACGAGAAGGCCGUCGAGGACUGCACCGGUGCGCUCGCCGUGCGGCCCGGGUACAGCAAGGCCCGCCUCCGGAGAGCCGACUGCAACGUCAAGUUGGAGAGGUGGGAGGCGUCGUUGAGAGAUUACCAGGUGCUGAUCCAAGAACUCCCGGAGAACGAGGACGUGAAGAAGGCUCUCACCGAGGUCGAGGCCAAGAUCAAGAGCCAAAGGAAUUGAUCGUGGGGACACAUCUCAGCAUUGACGCCAGGUUUACUUGUUCGGUCGCCUACCGGAGAAAUAAACUGCAAAUUCUGAAGAGGCCGGGCAAGGCUUUUGACAAAACAACUUUGAAGUCUCCACCCGCUGUUCCGCAGUUUGUGAACAGCAAAACCUGUAUGUUUUUUGUUGUUGUGAAACAUACACCAAAUUACAGAAGAGAAUGAAGUGAUGGAACUGUACAUAAUACUCAGUCGCUCCAUAGUGAUGAAUGUAUAGUUAGUUAUUUAUUUGGUUGUGGGGGUGCCAGCAGUGGCUCCCAGGAUUUCUGAAGGUUUAAGUUUGCUUCUCAAACAAAACAAGCAGAACAACUGUACACUAAAAUGAAUGUUCAUUCUAAACAGAAUAUGUGUGGCCAUUUAUUUAA